Eurypyga helias (sunbittern) is the source of this 282-nucleotide messenger RNA. Its product is annotated as E3 ubiquitin-protein ligase RNF138-like. Lineage: Eukaryota; Metazoa; Chordata; Aves; Eurypygiformes; Eurypygidae. The record is from RefSeq and is a predicted model, not a curated record. The transcript has 2 exons. The annotation marks the transcript as partial.
GUUUUGCAGGAAGUGCUUCUUGACAGCUAUCAGAGAAAGUGGAACACAUUGUCCUCUCUGCCGGGGGAGCGUGACUAAAAAAGAAAGAACAUAUCCCAAAAGGGCUCUAGAUGUUGAAAACAGUAUGAAGAAAGCUUCUGGGGGCUGUAGAUGCUGUGAGAAGCAGGUUAGAUUUUCGUGGAUGAGACAGCAUUAUAAAACGUGUAAGAAGUAUCAGGAUGAAUAUGGUGUUUCUUCUAUUAUUCCAAACUUACAGAUUCCCCAAGAUUCAACAGGGAACAG